Molecule: messenger RNA, 1515 nt
Organism: Desarmillaria tabescens
Lineage: Eukaryota; Fungi; Basidiomycota; Agaricomycetes; Agaricales; Physalacriaceae
Exons: 2
Coding region: 102-1223 (373 amino acids)
Source: RefSeq, a predicted model, not a curated record
GGAACAUAAGCGUCAGGUUCAAAGCCGUACAAUCUCCAACUAUAGCGUUCACCCACUAGAUUCUUCAAGGCAUUCCCUUCCUUUCUGACCAAGUAUUCCCCAUGCUGCCAAACGAGCUGUUAGACGCGAUUAUCGAGGAAUGCCGCAACGACAGGCAAACCCUCAUGGCAUGUAGCCUCGCUAACCGGGCGCUGCGAUGGUCAUCCCAGAAGCGUCUUUUCGCCGAAAUCACACUCUCCGGUUCACACUGCUAUGCAACCCACGCAGCACCGUAUCCAUCCUUGCUUCGUCUCGUCUCCAGCUCAUCCCAGAUAGCGUCCUACGUGAAGAGUCUCCGCAUCCACGACUCGGACAAAGAAAUCAUCCCCCAGAUUCUCGAGCAGCUGCCCAACAUCGAAUCUCUCUCGAUCGCGUGGACAUCCCCGGACUUCAUAGGCAAUGCCUUGACGAGGGCACUUUCACGGUCUCAGUUCCAAAACAUUUCGUUUGACGGGAUGAUGUUCAAGACAUCAGAAGAAUUCUUCGAACUGUUUGCCCGCAGUACGGAGAUCCGAAGCGUGCAAUUUUCAGACAGUUGUAUUGAAACGAUCCUGCCGUCCAGCAUGGCCCCAUUUCAACGAUGCACCAUUCUAGAUCUGUCCCUGCGGACAGGAGAAGGUGAAACCAACCAGUUCGUCGAUGGGGUGCUAGGUAUUUCGUCCACCAUCAACGUCGGCCAUCUCAGGCGACUUCAAUUCUGGAUGACGACCACAGCGUAUCUCCCAGCUCUUUUGAAGUUGCUGGCGACAACGAAGGGCAUAUUGGAGGAACUGGAACUGCAUCUGCUAGCACUCGCAGCCACGCCACGACAAGGCGAACUCGAUGUCAGCGGUAUCCCGCGUGUCAAAUGCGUCCUCCGCUGCUCGGUGUACUCACGGCCAAUUUUGGCCUGCGUAGCCUGCAUUUUUGGUGGAACAUCGUCUGCCACGUUGGAAGAAGUGGAGCUCGUCUUGCGGGUAUCUGAUUCCAAACCGUUUGAUGCGUCAGACGAUAUUCUGUGGAAUGAUGCCGACAGCGUGAUGGUACGGGCCAAGAAACGCGUAAGCAUUUGUAUCGAAUUUUUGCGGCCAGAGCAGAGGGAUCGGUAUGGGGACGCUUGUGUAGGUCUGUUCCUGCGGAAAAUGGAUGGAUGCCGUGGCAAGGGUACUUUGCACGUGGACAGCAAAGUUGUCGCGCCGUAUUAAUCGUUCAAUUCACGCGUACCGGAUGAAGGUCGACGAGGAUUCUAGGGUGAUUUAUGCAGAGUUCUCUCUGAGUAUAUAGGUGAAUGAUUCGGGGAUGUUGGGAUUGGUCACGGCCAUAGCACCGGGCUACGUGAGAGAUCUUUCGAAUUGCAAUUAAUGAAGGGCAAACCUUGAAAUGACGUAUGAACUCACCGAGCUGAUAUAAUAGCAUCUAGUCAGGUCCAUCCACCUCCAACAUGGAUUCUAAGCACCAGCAGAAAAAGAGCAGCGACAGCGGCAAGGCAUCUUCAUG